AUGCUUUUUUAUAUAGGACAAACGAGGAGCAAACGAUCCCUUUCGCCAGGCGCCGGCAGUUUUAAAUAUAUCGUGUCUAAGACUGUCCCGGGGUGGGAAGACAAAUAUCGGUUGAGAGGUUUAUUCCUUUUUGGUUUUGUCUGUAGUCCCCUCGACGACGUGCCGAUCUAUGGUGGUACGAGGUCGAGACUCAGUGUGCGAAGUGUUUCCCCUUCUUUUGGAAAACUAGACAAUUUGGUACGGUAUCCAGUCCAGAGCGGCCAGGCUCGGGGUAAAGCGGAAUGGAAACCGUCGAGCGCACGAGAGACCCACCGACGGCUGACGACCGCGUAUUUUGAAUACCGAAACCUACAUCCUAAAUAUCGAGUCUUCACAUAUUAA
Molecule: messenger RNA, 381 nt
Organism: Leptosia nina
Lineage: Eukaryota; Metazoa; Arthropoda; Insecta; Lepidoptera; Pieridae
Source: the annotation of a GenBank genome assembly